UAUACCUAGUUUUGUUACAUGAAUGAAUGGAUGAUAUGUUUAGGCAGAAGUCGAAAUAAAUGGUAUUGUUCGGGAUGAUGUGGGAAUAAAAUUCAAAUUCAAUAAACUGGUUUUUUUACAUUUCUAUCGAUUUUGUAAUAUUUAAUUUUCAAUUAUUUACUACUGAGUACUGGAUUUAAUAACUGAAUACCAACUGUAUUUAUAUUUUAUAUGUUAUGAUAAAUUUCUUGGAUACAAUUUGCUCUGAAUAAAUCAAAGUAUAGGUACAUUUUAAAAUAAUAAAACCGUUACAGACUGAUCCCUCUAUACGGUGUGAUGAUCGCGUUUUAUUCGUUCGUAUUAAUACACCUUUCGGACGGCCCUUUAUGGAGGCAUAUGGCUGUUAAAGAGUCGGAAAACUGUCAACAAAAUUGGUGGACCAACUUACUGUUUGUAAACAACUACGUCAAUGCCGAUCAACCAGUGAGUGCAGAAAUAUUAUAUAUUACUUUUUAGUAGAUACUACCUACAACGGUACUACGCAAUUAUUAUAUGAUUAAAACGAUUUCACGCCAACAGUGUAUGAUUCAAUCCUGGUAUAUGGCGUGCGACUUGCAUCUGUGCGCUGUGGGCAUACUAAUUGUGUACUUUGUUUGGAAAUUUCCGAAGUGCGAAAAAAUUGUUCUGAUUAUUGCAAUAGUCGUAUCGUGUUUCAUUUCAGCGUAUGUUGUGUACGACCACAAAUUUUACCCAACCUUUUUUGGUUUCAUUUCGAAUUUGAAAUACCCGCCGAGCCACGAAGAUUUCACACUGCUGUACAUACCCACGCACACGAGGGCGACGCCAUACUUCGUGGGAAUGUUCGCUGGUCACGUUUACCGGACAACGAGAGCCCGGAAGCCCGACUUCCGAUUCCCGUACCCUACACUGUGUCUGUGGACGAUCGUCGGCGGCUGUGUACUAUGGAUGAUGUCCGUAUUCUACUUUUUCGUACACGAGUACAGCAUGUGGGCGAGCGUCUUGUACGCGCUCGUGUUCCGUCUCAUAUACUCAGCCAUGAUUUCGGCGUUUAUCAUUAUUUCCGCCGUAAACACUUGUUACACAGGAUCUUGGACAUUAAUACUCGCGCCGUUGGGCAGACUCACGUACGGAGUGUAUAUGGGAGGAUUGUCAAUACAAUUGUUCUAUGUGGCAUCUGCGCGUACUCAAAUUUAUUUCAAUCAAUUACUAAUUUCAUGGGUCGUGAUUGGUGAUUCAAUUUUUGGAUUUAUUAUUGCAUUCAUUUUGUACAUGUUGAUCGAGAGUCCAUUUGAAAAUCUAUUGAAACUAUUCAUCAACAAAAUAAAAGGAGGAAAAAAUAAAACUGAAGAAAGAACACCCAACGCUGUUGAAAUGAUAUCACCACAUACUGGACAUGCAAUAGAAAUAAAUAGUUAAUAUGAAUUUAUUAAAUAUAUGUACCGGGUCACCAAGAUAUAAAGUUAAAAUACUUAAAAUUAAGACACAAAA
Messenger RNA from Acyrthosiphon pisum (pea aphid), 1488 nucleotides. RefSeq lists its product as uncharacterized. Gene Ontology annotation, molecular function: acyltransferase activity, transferring groups other than amino-acyl groups. NCBI's taxonomy places the organism in Eukaryota, Metazoa, Arthropoda, Insecta, Hemiptera, Aphididae. The record is from RefSeq and is a predicted model, not a curated record. Bases 532 to 1416 code for a protein of 294 amino acids. The transcript is spliced from 5 exons.